Eleginops maclovinus (Patagonian blennie) is the source of this 5744-nucleotide messenger RNA. It is a transcript of the gene tead1a, whose product is annotated as TEA domain family member 1a. Gene Ontology annotation, biological process: hippo signaling; regulation of transcription by RNA polymerase II; embryonic organ development. Gene Ontology annotation, molecular function: RNA polymerase II cis-regulatory region sequence-specific DNA binding; DNA-binding transcription factor activity, RNA polymerase II-specific. Lineage: Eukaryota; Metazoa; Chordata; Actinopteri; Perciformes; Eleginopidae. Bases 461 to 1747 code for a protein of 428 amino acids. The transcript is spliced from 12 exons. Gene Ontology annotation, cellular component: transcription regulator complex. The record is from RefSeq and is a predicted model, not a curated record.
CCGCGCAUAUUUCGCAUCCUUGGAGAGACGCUGCGCAUUUUACGCACUCAGCGCGCCCGAUUAUUCAUCAAACCAAAACCGUGAGGACACUCUGGAGUUUGCAGAGGGCUUCCCGAUGCUCUUGCGACUCCAAUCCGUGAGAAAGUGUGGGAAUUAAUCCAUAAAGCGGCGUAUGAAUCGAGGGUUCCUGCUUUCUGAAGAGGGAUUUGGACCAGCUUGCUGAGGUGUACCAGCCACUUUUGAUACUUUAUUGGUAGUCAAAAAUUUUGAUUACCGUUCUCUAAUCAGCAGCUACCAUUAGCAUUCUGUCCCUAGUUGUUUGUAGCUGGCUGUCUCCCCUUGGACAUCAUUAUUGCCAUUAGCAAUAACGUCAGGGUUAGGUUACUAUUAUUACCUUACCUGCUUUAGCCGAUAGCAUUAGCGCUGAGUACACAUCAGGCGGUUAGCAUUAGCUGCCAAUAUGGAUCGCAGUAGCUGGAGCGGCAGUGAGAGUCCGGGGGACGACAUGGAAAGACUAAGUGACUCUGGAGGGGAUAAAACCAUGGACGGGGACCCUGAGGGGGUCUGGAGCCCUGACAUCGAGCAGAGCUUUCAGGAGGCCCUGGCAAUCUACCCGCCCUGUGGAAGGAGGAAGAUUAUACUGUCAGAUGAAGGAAAGAUGUACGGUCGAAAUGAGCUGAUAGCCAGAUACAUCAAGCUCCGAACAGGCAAGACGCGGACGAGGAAACAGGUAUCCAGUCACAUCCAGGUUUUAGCCAGAAGAAAAUCCAGGGAGUUUCAAUCCAAACUAAAGGACCAGAAUGCCAAGGAGAAGGCCCUGCAGAGCAUCUCCUCCAUGUCUUCGGCUCAGAUCGUCUCAGCCACAGCCAUACACAGCAAGCUCCUGCCUGGAAUCGUACGGGCCAGCUUCCCAAGCAACGCACAGCUGUGGCAGGGAAUGAUUCCUGGAGGACAGUCUAGCUCCACCACUGAAGAUAUUAAGCCAUUCUCUCAGCAAGCCUACUCUGUGCAGACAGCGGGGAUCACCACAAUCUCAGGCUACGAGCCUCCUGCUGCAGCCCAAACACACAGAGAGCCAGCGUGGCAUGGUCGCUCCAUCGGCACCACCAAACUACGACUGGUAGAGUUUUCAUCUUUCCUGGAGACACAGAGGGACCAGGAGGCAUAUAACAAGCACCUGUUUGUGAACAUCAGCCAGAGCAACCCGAGUUACAGCGACCCCAUGCUGGAGUGUGUGGACAUCAGACAGAUCUACGACAAGUUCCCCGAGAAGAAAGGGGGCCUCAAAGAGCUGUUCGCCAAGGGCCCGCAAAACGCUUUCUACCUGAUCAAGUUCUGGGCGGACCUGAGUUCUAAUGUGCAGGACGACCCUGCAGCGUUCUACGGAGUCACCAGCCAAUACGAGAGCUCGGAGAAUAUGACCAUCACCUGCUCCACCAAGGUCUGCUCCUUCGGCAAGCAGGUGGUCGAGAAGGUGGAGACCGAGUACGCACGGUUUGAAAAUGGCCGCUUCAUUUACAGAAUCAGCCGCUCUCCAAUGUGUGAAUACAUGAUCAACUUCAUCCACAAGCUCAAACACCUGCCUGAGAAAUACAUGAUGAAUAGCGUGCUGGAGAACUUCACUAUUCUACUGGUUGUGAGCAACAGAGACACUCAGGAGACCUUGCUGUGUAUGGCGUGUGUGUUUGAGGUGUCUAACAGUGAGCACGGAGCUCAGCACCACAUCUAUCGACUCGUCAAGGAAUAACACAUACACAUACACACACACUCACACACACACACACACACACUUAUCAAACACACACACAUAAGGCCUUUUGCUUGGUGAUUAAUGGUGACAUUGGAGGUACAAUGUCAAAAAACUGGAUUCUUCAAAAGUGUCUUUCAGCCAAACCGCUCGACCUAGUGAGGAAGAAAAUGGCUGCAUUUUUACUGCAAAGCGUCACAACAAUAAUUGUUUUGUUUUUUGUGUAAACAUCAGCUAUAAAGCAGUUUGCUUCAGGAUCCUCCAUUUCCACACAACACUAUUAACUCCAACCUGUAUAUCAGAUGGUAAUUAGCUGUAAAAAAUACAUUGAUUAUUAAAAAAGCACAAUGAAUCACAUCAGAAUCUAACUGGGUGGUUUUCCCCAAAACAUACUGAAUCUGAUAUCACCGGGUGACGUCUCCUUCUAAUUGGUUUCUUCCCUUCUUUCUCCCAGUACAUUUGUAUUUUGCUGUUCUGUAGAUGGAAAUGAAAGUGUUAUUUCUGUCAAGUGCUUUUGGAAAAUCAUCCCAGGGAAAAUAAAUUCAAUUCCCUCUUCCCCGUGACAAAGGAGUGUGUGUUAUCUGCCAAGAUACUGACGGACACUGAAGGUCAGACCCUGUGUAUCAUCAUCAAUAACCUGAAAAGAAAAUAACUAUUGCAUUAUGCAUCAUAUAGUACAGUAUAGAGUUUGUUUUGUACAUAUAUCCACUGCAAAUUGUGUGAGCUAGAUUCUUGCACAAAAAAGAGGUUUGUUCCCAAAGAAAAGAACAUUUUUACCUUUUUGUAUGUUUUCUUUAAAAAAAGACAAAAAAAAGAAUAGCUUCUAAACUUUGGGAAAUUGUUUAUUGAUAGUAGCAUAUAGACUAUAUUUUAAUUCCAGGAACACUAUCUAAAAUGUAUAUACUAUCUAAUAAGAAAGUAUAAGUGAAAUUGAAUAAUUCAGGUACCUGUUUGUGCAACAAGCAACUCUUCAUCAAGCUUGAAGAAACACAUGUUAAAGCUACAAUCCUUAAGCUUUCAGUCCUGGCUCUUUUGGCAGCUAUUGACAAAUAAUAAGAAGGAUCGUUUGAAUAUACUGAAUGCUUAUUGUUAAAAAAUUGCAGACCAAAGUGGGUCAGAUUUCAGUACAAUCUUAAGGAUUAUAACUUUACAUAUCAAAUAUAUUGUGGUCAAUCAAUUGGGAAGCACUGUGACUCUUUAAAACUAUACAACGUCCUUCAUUAUUUUCAAGGGAAGAAACAAUCCAAACUGUUCAAACUAAAUUAUCUUUUUUUAAAUCAGGUUUCACUUAGUAAAUGUAUCUUAGUUUAAUAAGCUUAGCUAAAUAACAUGCACCAGCUAACUUGAGCUGACAGAGGUUGAAACCUGAAAUGUUCUUACGUCUUACAUAUUUUAAUUGCCUUGACUAGAAGCCAUGGUUUCAUUUUAAGAAAAGUGGUUGAAGACACAGUUCUCCAAAUAAAAGUUAAACAAAUAGUUUAUUUUCAUUAUUUAACAACCAUACCACCUUGCUAGUGUUUAUAAGUAGCCAGCGUUAAUUCUAAAGGGUCAAUUGAAUAGGAUUUGCUCCCAUGAACGCUACCGAUGCCAGCAGGCCAUGGCAUGGUGUUUCAUUUUAAGAAAAGUGUUUGAAGACACAGUUCUCCAAAUAAAAGUUAAACUUAGUUUUUUCCAGUAUUUAAUUAUACCACUUUACUAUUGUCCAAGGGUCAAUUGACCAGUCUGUAAGGAUUUUCUAACAUGAACGAUAGCUUUGCCAGCUAGCUAACAGCAAACAUCGUCACAUCCAGUGAGCGCAAGCCAUGGCAUGGUUUUUCAUUUUGAGAGAAAGUGAUUGAAGACAAAUUUCCCUUUAAUCAGUCCAGGACUUGUUUCUUCCAGUUUUAUGCUAGUAUGUCAGAAUUAAAGUCAUUUAUAAAUCAAAAACCAAAAACUGUUGAUUAAGUGUACUGUAGCAGGUGGUGAGAAGUGGUUUGUUUGUGUCAUGCCCAGCAGCAUGAAGUGCCUUUGGUUGGGAACAGCAGUAGACAUUUCUAAUGUGUUUCAUGAAAAUAAUUUGGUGUCGUAAAUGUGUGUAUAGAAAGGCGUUUUAGCUAAUAUAAAUGCAUAAUUACGUUUAUCAUGCUCCAGUUUCAGCAUCUGAGGGCUAAAUAUCCAAAUUCCAUAUUUAAUGGCUGUUUCUUGUUGUAAUUUGUUCACAGUGAGCCUUUCUAAAGAAUCUUAAUUGUUCCCACAUGAUGUUAAUGAGACACGUUCUUGUUUGCUUCUUUAUACGGCACUAUUUACAUGUAUUUGCAUUUGUGUAUUACAUGGUGGUUCAUGUUGAAACAGCUUGCACAUUGUCUGGUGCCUCAUUUAUAAAAUACAAAUUGGACUUGUAACGACAAGAGAAAGCCAAUUCUAUUUUUGUCUGUAUGUCGCUGCUUUAAAAUUAUUUAAGGAGUCCUGAAGGGUUAGGGUUGGGGUUACGACAUACUGAAGAACCAUGUAACAGCAUGCUGUAUUCAACAAUGGAGAGUACAGUAUGCUGAUUAAAACAAUGUCAAGACUCACAUGAUUCUGUUUCCUACAACCCGCUGGGAUGCUAAGUGGUGUCUAGAAUAUUUGAAGAAAAGUAAACUACGAAUUAAGUUUUACCAGUUUACUAGAUGUGAAAAAGCCAGCUUUAGUCUGAAUUGGCUAACUGUUAGCAGUCUUAAAAUGACUCGUCCCUAAGUCAGAUCGUACUGGUCUGGAACCAGUCUUCUACAAUUGUGCUGAAGAAUGUUAAGAUGUGUCAUCAUCCAAAAAGCUUUAGCUUGUGUAAAGAUUGCUGUGGGGGUCUUUUAGGGCUGCAAACACCUGUCCAACAAAUUGCAACCCUUUCAACUCACUGGUGAAUCAUUCUGUCAGGAAAACCCCUUUCAAAAACCAACUGCCUUUAACUUUCCCAGAGCUUUGCCUCACACUACAUGGUUUGUUGUUUGCAGGCAGACUAUAGAGCUUCACAGCAGAAUACUAACACGUAACAAGUAUAUGCUAGCCCAACACACAGCCUCAGAGGGGCUGAUUUUGCAAUAAUGACCCUCUGUUUGGUCAUUGUCUACCACCUGCUUACCAAAGACAGUCAUCAUGUGACAGAAAACGCUAGAGUAACUUACCACUAGCUUCUGCCAAAAAUAGUUUUAAAGAAAAGGACUCUUAACAUCGUCAGCUCAUGGGCUUCACUAUAAAACUGUACAGAUGUAAGUAAAACAACAAAGAAAUAAACAAAAAGUAAUAGAAAUAGGAUUAAAUAACUUAUUGUGUUUUGAACCUGGUUCAGAAAAGGGUGUUUCUGUAUUAAGAGAGACUUUAAAUUCAAUUAAAUAUGGACACCUCUUAUCAUCUUGGUUGGCAGAGGGAAGAAGUAAGGCCACAGGAAACUGAUUUAUUAAAAAUAAUAGUGCCCCCAAUCUCUGCUAACCCAAUUGUAGGGCUUUUCUGUUUAAUGUCCAAUCAUAUUAAGCAACCACAGGAUGGGCAAGCACUAAUUACGUCACACAAAAGCAAAGUGUGUUUCUGAGUUUCUGAGUCACAGUCAUCUGUGUUGGUAAUGUCGUCUCGUAUGUGCAAGUUGGAUAUUUAUCUUUUCCAUGUGGCACAGAAAUCCUGUCUGUAAUUAAUUCCAAAAUGGCCUUGAAUCUUUUUCGCUCCGGUGCAUGUGCAGCACAUGUGUAUGUGCACUGAGGGGUUUUUGAUAAGGUGCUUUAUAUAAAGGUGACAAUAACGUUUAUUACAGAUGUUGUGUAUAUCUUUGAUAUUCUAAUGUUGAUCCCGUUUUGCGAAGAAGAGAGUACAUAUAGGAACAUCCAAAAGCUAGUAAUGUAUUUCUAUUGGUACUGCACAGGGUCUGAUCUUUGCUUUGUAACUUUUUUCCCCCGUCAUGGCUAAAAGUAUGUUAGAUAUUUUCUAGCUUUGUAGAGACUUUGUACGCAUAUGCUAUUCAGUUUAAUAAAUGGUCAGUUCCAAACUGUGA